ACCAGCACGCGGGCCCCCGUACCGUAAUCCAAACCACCACCGGCACGGCAGCAGUACACGCUCUCGUCUCCCUCUCGCUCGCCCCCAAUACGAACUCUCGCCGCACCGGCGACCGCGACUAGGCCCGGCUGCGGCGGCGGAGGCGACAUGGAGGAGGAGAGGGCGGUGCCGCCGCCGGCCCCGCGGGUGGUGGGGGAGUACGAGCUCGGGGAGAUGGUGGGGAAGGGGACGUUCGCGGAGGUGUUCCGCGCGGUGCACGCCCCCACCGGCGCGCGCGUCGCCGUCAAGGAGAUCGACCGCCGCCGCGUCGACGACCACGUCCGCCGCGGCAUCCUCCAGGAGAUGAGCAUCCUCGGCAGCCUCUCCCACCCCAACAUCCUCCGCCUCAUCAACACCAUCGAGACGGGGGAGAAGCUGUUCCUGGUGCUGGAGUACUGCGACGGGGGCGACCUCGAGGCCUACAGGCAGACGCACGGCGGGCCGCGCAACCGGCUGCCGGAGGCCACCGCCAGGGACUUCACCCGGCAGCUCGCCGAGGGGCUCAAGGUGCUGAGGGGCGAGAGGAUCGUGCACCGGGACCUCAAACCCCAGAACCUUCUGCUAUCAGCCGAUGGGGAUGCCAUUACAUUGAAAAUUGGCGAUUUUGGGUUUGCCAGAUCUCUGAUGCAUGAAAAUUUGGCUGCCACUUUUUGUGGCUCUCCAUAUUAUAUGGCCCCAGAAAUCUGGCGAGGGGAUAAAUAUGACGCGAAGGCAGAUUUAUGGAGUGUUGGAGUCAUUCUUUUCCAGCUAGUAACAGGGGAGCUACCAUUUCUUGGGGAGAAUAGAGUGGAGCUGCGCGAAAAAGUAUUGUCAUCUAGUGGCCUCAGUUUCCCUCCAGAUAUGGAGGCUGAUUUACAUCCUGAGUUUAUUGACCUGUGCAGAAGACUCAUAUGCCUUGAUCCAGCGGAGAGAAUGCCUUUUGAGGAAUUCUUUAAUCACAACUUUUUGGCAACAGCAAGGAACAGUGAAAUCAUGGAUGAGUCCCAUCAUGCUCUUGAUUUAAGGGAUACAUGCCAGACUGUCUCUUCUGCUGUCGUCAAAGUAAAGUCUGAAAGUGUAGAUUCAAAAGUAUUUGAUUCAUGGGAGUGGAUUGAACGAGAAUAUGUACUAGUUCAUGCGAACACUACUUCCAUGGAGUUGCUGUCUUCACUCGAGAAACCAAUGAAGGAUGUCACAGGUGCAAGACCCCGCUGUGAUGAUAUAUCCACUAUCAGUGGGCCUGUGCAGAGUCAAAACAGAGACUCACUCUAUAGAGUGAAAUCCCAUGGAUGUACUCCACUGUCCGCUUCCCGUGAGUCAACUACUAUGGAAAAUCUGCGAGGGAGGCCACUUGAUUGUUAUACAAGGCUUCACCUACUGAAUCAGUAUAUUGUCAUUCUCACAGAACUUGCUCAGGAGAAGCUUUUUAAAGGGCUGGACCUGGAGGCACUAUCACUUGAACUUGUGAUACUUGCUAUCUGGAAAGAGGCGCUUAAUGCAUGUAGCUUAUUGCCGGAUGCUUUAGAUGAUGGAAGUUUUUCGACAUUUGCACACGAGAAUUACUUUCCUAAGAGUGAUCAGCGUCUAUCCCAGAAUGUAGCGCAUGGAUUGGAUUUCACUAGGCUGGCUUCUGUUCGUUACUGGGUUGAAAGUGGGUUCAUCAAGGCAUAUGACCGUGCUGAGAAGAUAUCACAUAGGUUGCGGGAGAACAAUGAUAACACUGAGAUGCCAGACGCAAUGGAGAUCAUAUUCCAAACUGCUUUAGUAUAUGGGAAAAGUGGUGCUACGAAGGAACUUUUGGGAUGCCAAAGCAGAUCAAUAGCGCUAUACUCAAAAGCAAUCAUCCUACUCACAUUUAUAUUGCAGGAAGCAACUGCGUUGCCACUGAAUCCACUCUUCUCGCUUUCACCAUUCAACCAGCAGCGUAUCCAUAGGUACAUAGCUAAUUUGAGGAGUCAUCUCUGCAGUGCUCAGUUGAGCGGGCAACAGCAGAGGUCCAUCAAGAACUAACUUUUCUCAUGGGAUCAUCAUUUCACGAGAUUCGAAUGAUAAGAUUAUUUUGCAUGGAAGUCGGCAUUAGUCCUUCCCUCCACCCUUUUUGUCCAGGAGGUGUCAAAUGCGUUGAAGAACUUUCGCUGGCGUGAGAUUAUGAUGUUAUAUUUGCAGAACACAUUGGUCCACGUGCUCUUUCUUUGUAUAUAUACGGUUCUAGGCUGUACAGUUAUUUUCUGUCACGUUGCAAGGACCUUUCGGAAUUGUAUAUAAAUGUAACAUGUGGAACUUGUAGAUUGAAAAUGGAUUCCAAAUCCUGCCUUUCUGCUAGCUGAGUACUUUUUUUUCUGCCCUUC
Messenger RNA from Triticum aestivum (bread wheat), 2366 nucleotides. Its product is annotated as serine/threonine-protein kinase ATG1a. Gene Ontology annotation, biological process: peptidyl-serine phosphorylation; regulation of autophagy; protein autophosphorylation. Gene Ontology annotation, molecular function: ATP binding; protein serine/threonine kinase activity. The record is from RefSeq and is a predicted model, not a curated record. The transcript is spliced from 13 exons. Gene Ontology annotation, cellular component: phagophore assembly site; membrane; cytoplasm. The coding region runs from base 148 to 2028 and encodes 626 amino acids. NCBI's taxonomy places the organism in Eukaryota, Viridiplantae, Streptophyta, Magnoliopsida, Poales, Poaceae.